Messenger RNA from Pecten maximus, 811 nucleotides. RefSeq lists its product as uncharacterized. The record is from RefSeq and is a predicted model, not a curated record. The transcript is spliced from 2 exons. NCBI's taxonomy places the organism in Eukaryota, Metazoa, Mollusca, Bivalvia, Pectinida, Pectinidae. The coding region runs from base 216 to 560 and encodes 114 amino acids.
UGUACAACUAAAAAUAAUUUCUUCUGGGACCUGUCGGUAAAAGCCAAUCAGGACGUGGCUAAUAUGUGUGUAGUCGUACACACGGAAUCGUGACGUCACACGGUGAACACUCAAGAUGGAAGCUUACAGUGAUUACACUAGCGACGGGUCAGAAGCAAGACGCGAUUCAUUUUCGGAUACAGAUUGCGAUUUGAAUAUGGGAUAUUCCUCGUCGGAUGUCGAACCAGACAAUUCAGAAGGGAUACGACAGUAUCAGUUUGAACCAGAAGUUGGAAGCGACGAAGAUCUCGAGAAUGAUCCGCAACCGGCAACCGAAGACCGCUUGGGGUCGACCGACUGGUGCCAAUGUGAAAACUGUCACGAGAUGCCAACAGCUACAGAAUGCAUCUGCUGCUGAAAUAUUGCAGAUUCAACACAUCAGAGGCGAAAUCCCAGAUUUGAAAUGUAUCACACAACAUCCUGGAUUUGCUCCAGUCUGCCUGAAUGUCUUUGUGCUACGAACAGCAUACCAUGCAUUUAGACAACACCACAAUGGCAACAUACCAGAAAGUCCAGCGUAAGUAGCUAUCACUUCAUGAUCAUCUGUUAUAAACUGUAUCAUGCUCGCAAAUAUUAAUAAAAAUAUAGCACUUGUAUUUCCUUGGCCAUGUUCAUUAGUUGGUUGAUUCCAAAACAUAAGACAUGACACCCCAAACUAUCUUGAAAAACACUUGAGCCCACCACUAGCACCCAAUGAAAAUUAUAUCAUUGAUCUACUGCAGUGAAAUUUUACACUACUUUAGUAUGAAAUAUGUACUAAUUUAGUAAUUUU